Molecule: messenger RNA, 291 nt
Organism: Dovyalis caffra
Lineage: Eukaryota; Viridiplantae; Streptophyta; Magnoliopsida; Malpighiales; Salicaceae
Source: the annotation of a GenBank genome assembly
AUGCAGCUUCUAGCUACAGCCUAUAAUGUGAUUCAGUUUGGUGCAAAACCAGAUGGCAAAGCUGAUGCAGCACAACCAUUUCUUAAGGCAUGGUCAGCUGCAAGUCCAUCUAAGAAAAAAAUUACGGUUCAGAUAAAUGGAACCCUUGUAGCUCCUACAGAUUAUCGAGCCCUAGGCAACUCGGGCUGCUGGAUUUUGUUCAUUAAGGUUAAUCGAGUUUCUGUCUUUGGUGGCAACCUUGAUGCUGAAGGUGCUGCCUUUUGGGCUUGCGUCCUGUUGGAGCUAGCGUAA